UCGAUCCAAAGGCCUCCUCCACCGCACCGGCAAGUCCUGCCGCCUCCGCUGGGUCAACAAGCUCCGCCCCGACUUGAAAUCCGGCCUCAAGUUCUCCGCCGAGGAGGAGAGGAUCGUCAUCGACCUUCAGGCGCACUUCGGCAACAAAUGGGCCAAAAUAGCCACCUACUUGCCCGGCAGAACCGACAACGACGUCAAGAAUUUCUGGAGCAGCAGGCGCAAGAGGUUUGCUAGAAUCAUCAAUUCCACACCCAAAUCUUCUACCGCCGCAGGCCCCCUUAAUUCCACACCUCACAAGAAGGUUCACCCUAUUCAAUUCAUUUUUCUUAAUCAAUGCUUUGUACAAUGAUAUAUUGUAAUUGCUACUCAUGAUGGAUUGAAAGGUGCAGGAGGAGGAGGCAGCAGCAAUGAUGAAGUUGAGAUCAUGUGAUCAUGAAGAGUACUCAUGUUCGUGUGAAUGGACCUCAAUCCCGAUGCUGGAAGACAGUACCAACCCAGCUGCGUGGUUCCCAUUCGAGCCGCCGCCGGACCACUUUGGGCUAGAGACCGCACCCUGCAGCUGCUGCGGCGCUGGCUUUAGUGGGUGGCCGCCGCAGGUACACACACCCUUGCAGCGGCUAGAAAAUGAUCAGGUAGCGGCGGCAGCAGCUUGUUUCAACACCACACUCGGGGGGGACGGUGACGAUCUGGCCUUCUUGGAUGCUCUUGGAAAUGCCCCGCCAGCAGCGGAUCAAAGCUUCAUGUGUUGCAGCAGUGCUGCGGCGGCGGGGAUUAGUAACGAUAACUAUUUCUACUGCGGCGACUCUGUGCUGAUCCCUGAUCCCUCCAGCUUCGUUGAUGGGGACUUCCCCAUUGACUACGACGUGUUUGAUGACCAACUUCCUAACCCGCCACCUGCAGCAGAUUCCUGAUCCAGGACGUGCAUGAGAUUGCGGAAGAAAUACGGAUCUAAUUUGGUCUUGGAUACCUACGAAGGUUUGGACGGC
Cuscuta europaea is the source of this 986-nucleotide messenger RNA. Lineage: Eukaryota; Viridiplantae; Streptophyta; Magnoliopsida; Solanales; Convolvulaceae. The record is from the annotation of a GenBank genome assembly.